AACAAACGCAUUUAACCUUUCACCCAUAGACAUAACAUAACUUACAAGGCAGAAGUACGAAGUUCAUCAUAGUUCAUGCAUUGUGUCGUUUGUAAUUGCUGUUAUUCAGUGACUGUAACUUAAAUGUUAGCUUAAAAAUGACUCACAGGUUACAAACAGUGUUGCGUCAUGUUCAAGUCAGCCAGCCACAAACUGAUCUUCAGUCAUAUUCCACUGCAGCCUCACUCCCAAACAGACCAGAUGAUAUUGUGAUUGUGUCCGCUCUCAGGACUCCUAUAGGGAAAGCUAAAAGAGGAUCUUUUAAAGACACUCUUAAUGAUGAUCUCCUGGCAGCAGCUUUUAAAGGUGUUCUUAAUCAGACUAAGAUCAACCCAGCAGACAUUGGGGACAUUUGUGUUGGUAAUGUCAGUGAUCCUAGUGCAGCGUUGUCAGCCAGAUUGGCUCAGUUUUACAGUGGAAUACCUCCAGAAGUUCCCAUAUAUACCACAAACCGUCAGUGCUCUUCUGGUUUAGUAGCUGUUCUGAACUUGGCAGGUAACAUUAAAAAUGGAGUCUACAAAAUAGCAUUAGCUGGUGGAGUGGAAUCCAUGAGUACCUACGGCUUGGGUGCCCCUAAAGGUAUUGUAUUCAAUCCCAGAAUUGGAGAGAGCCAGCUAACACAGGAUUUACUUUUACCAAUGGGAAUAACAUCCGAAAAUGUGGCAGAGAGAUUUGGGGUUUCAAGGCAAGAUCAAGAUGAAUUUGGUUUCAACUCACAACUCAAAGCUAAAAAGGCAGCAGACGCAGGCCUGUAUGAUGAGGAAAUCAUCCCUGUUAGCACCAAAAUUGUGGAUGAAAACGGUCAAGAAAAGAAAAUUGUUGUAACUAAGGAUGAAGGCAUUCGUCCUACUACCUUGGAAGGAUUAUCAAAACUGAAGCCUUCCUUUAAAGACAAUGGUACAACAACAGCAGGCAACUCUAGCCAAGUCAGUGAUGGGGCCGCGGCUGUUCUUAUCAUGACCAGAGAUGAGGCAGAAAAGCGAAGACUACCUAUUUUAGGAAUACUUCGCUCAUCUGCUGUCAAGGGUUGUCCCCCUGACAUAAUGGGCAUUGGCCCAGCCGUUGCCAUUCCACUGGCUUUAGAAAAAGCUGGUCUGUCUAUCACAGAUGUAGAUAUUUAUGAAAUAAAUGAAGCCUUUGCCAGCCAGGCACUGUACUGCGUCAGGAAGCUGGGCAUUCCAAUUGAUAGGGUGAACCCCAAAGGUGGUGCCAUUGCUCUUGGACACCCACUAGGAUGCACUGGGGCCAGACAAAUUGCCACACUUCUACAUGAGCUUAAAAGACGUGGACGCAGAGGUUUCGGUGUUGUGUCCAUGUGUAUAGGCACAGGCAUGGGAGCAGCCGCAGUGUUUGAAUACCCAGGACCAGCCCAAUAAAACUUACCCAAAGAAAGAUCACACUAAAAAUCACUAACUCAACUUUUGCACUUGGGUCUGAUUGGCAGAGAAAAAAAAUGAUGAGACAUUGGACUAUAUUGUUUGUGACAUUGACAUUGCUUUAGAUAGCAUUAUUUUUUUACAAUGACCUUACUUUAUUGACAGGAUUAUUGUUUGUGACAGUGACCUUACUUUAGACUGCAUUAUUAUUGACAAUGUCCUUACUUUAUCGACUGAAUUGUUUGUGAAAGUGACCUUACUUUAGACUGCAUUGUUUUUGACAAUGACCUUACUUUAUGGACUGAAUUGUUUGUGACAGUGACCUUACUGUAAGACUGCAUUGUUGUACUGUCUAAAUUGAGAUUCUGUUGACAUUGUUCUUGAACUUUGUUGUGCACAUUCUAUUUAAUUGGAUCAUUAAUAUUUCUGAGGUCAUCCUCAUCUAUCUUAACAGGCCACACAUACACUACUUAUUAAUCAGAAAUUAAGGGGCCACACAUGGAGGUGCGGUGGCUGAGCGGUAAAGCGCUUGGCUUCUGAACCGGCAGUCUCAGGUUCGAAUCCUGGGGUUUUAAAUUUCGGGAUCUUUGGGCACCUCUGAGUCCACCCAGCUCUAAUGUACUACCUGACAUUAGUUGAGGAAAAGUAAAAGCGGUUGGUAGUUGUGCUGGCCACAUGACACCCUUGUUAACCGUCAGCCACAUAAUCAGUUGACCUUUAUGUCAUCUGCCCUAUAGACCACAAGGUCUGAAAGGGGAACUUUACUUUUUUUUUUUUUAAGGGGCCACACACUAAAUUUCUUAUUGAGCAAACAUUAAAUUUCAUAAUAACCAGAAAACAUUUGUCAAUGAUUUUAAUUACUGAAGAAAAAAAAAAUUGACAGGAAUUGGUCACCAUCUUAUAUUUUGUAGGGUUUCUGCGACAUAGACUUUGUGCAGUAGUUAAAGGUAUGCAUAGAAAUAGAAUAUUGGCUGUAGCUUUUGUUUUCAAAUCUGUUGCCUUUAUGUUCUCUCCCCUGAUUGUGUGAUAUAAUAAGAAAUUGAGAAGUGUAUGUUCAAUGCAUAUGUCUGUUCAAACCACUGUUGUUUUAAUGCUCAAAUAAAAUAUUGAUAUGAAUUUCCAAA
Biomphalaria glabrata is the source of this 2539-nucleotide messenger RNA. Its product is annotated as 3-ketoacyl-CoA thiolase A, peroxisomal. Gene Ontology annotation, cellular component: peroxisome. Bases 138 to 1415 code for a protein of 425 amino acids. Gene Ontology annotation, molecular function: acetyl-CoA C-acyltransferase activity. Gene Ontology annotation, biological process: phenylacetate catabolic process; fatty acid beta-oxidation. NCBI's taxonomy places the organism in Eukaryota, Metazoa, Mollusca, Gastropoda, Planorbidae. The record is from RefSeq and is a predicted model, not a curated record. The transcript has 13 exons.